GUUUUCAGUGUUUACUAUGAAAGUUAUCCUUUUUUCCCUUAAUUAUUGACAUUUUUAUCACUUCACAAUUCUACUAUUAAUUUCAUUAUUCUAACUCUUCAGUUUAAUUUUAUAUUGUUCAACUUUUUUGUUAGAAAAGCUUUUUAUUAAAUUUCAAUCAAUCACUAAAAUAUGGCAAAUCAUAUGAACCAAAUCUGUCCAGAUUACCACGGAAAACUAAAGGAACCUUUAUUUCCUUUCAGAUAUUUUGUGAUGUUUCUUGUUUUCAUGGCUACGGCCAUUGAAUUUAGUUCGCGUUGUGUACUUAAUGUUGCCAUACUUGCUAUGGUAGGCACUAGAGAGGAGGCAAAUAAUAAUCUCACUAAUUAUUUAGACCCGCAGUCAACCAGGAUUAAUUUCAAUUGGGACCAGAAUGAUCAAGGAAUGGCUCUUGGUGCUUAUUAUUAUACUUAUGCUGCUGUUCAAAUUAUUGCUGGUUCAAUGACUGAUAAAUUCAACAAUGUUCGUCUUUUGGCCCUUUCCCAAUUUCUUGCCAGUUUGUGUACCUUUAUCACUCCAUUGGCAGCUAAAACCAGUCUAACGUGUUUGGUUAUCGUCCGAAUGGUUCUUGGAUUGGUUCAUGGAACUACUUUUCCAACCUUGUACAGUCUGGUUGAUCGAUGGUUUUCAACAACUGAACUCUCGUGGGCUCAAGGUUUACUUGAAACUGGAUGUGACUUUGGUACAGGUCUAUCAAUGUCUUUCACUGCUUGGAUAAGUAAACGUAACCUAUGGGGCGGUUGGCCUGCAGCUUUUUAUAUAAUUGGAAUCCUCAAUUUGAUGUUUACACUAGUUUGGAUAAUCUCGGUUACUCGUGAACCCCAAUCUAACCGAUUUGUUUCUGAUUUUGAAAAAAAGCAACUUGCCGUGAUUGUGGUCAAUAAACUAGAGCCAACAAGAGUAAAGAAAUCAACACCUUGGUUGAAAAUAUUAACCUCAUUACCACUUUGGUCAGUUGUUAUAAGCAAAGGUAUCAAUAAUUUGGUUUAUAACGCUAUCAACACUAAAAUUCCAGUUUACCUCGAAUCAGUUCUCCAUUUUAAGCUUGAAAGCAAUGGACUGAUUAAUGCGAGCUUUUAUCUUGCUGUUAUAUCAUCCGAAUUAACGAGUGGACCAUUAGCUAAAUUAAUAAUUACAAAAGGUUGGUUAUCCAGGACGAUAACAAGAAAACUUUUUGAAUCCGCUGGCCUUACUGGGAUCGGUCUUAGCUUAUUGGCAAUCAGUUAUUUAGGUGAUCAACCCAAUCUCAUUGUCAUCUGUUUGAUACUUUCAAUGUUUUCUUUUGGUUUAUGUGUUGGAGGCAAUAUACCCACAAUACCAGAAAUGGCACCCAAUCUGAUUGGAACCACAUUUGGUUUUGCUAAUACUUUAGCUUGUGCUUCUGGCUUCAUGGCACCAGCAAUUAUUGGAGUUAUUCUUGGAGAUGAACCUGAGUCUGUGAGCAAAUGGACUUUUUCAUUCAAAUUAAUGGCUGGUUUUCAAGUCAUUGCAUUAAUAUUUUUUAAUUUAUUUGCUACAACCGAUCCUCAACCAUGGGGAGAUCAUGAGAAAGAUGAUCAAGUAAAAGAAACAGAACUGAUAGAAUCUCAAUCAAUCAAAAUAAUUUCAAAAAAUCUUGACUAAAAAAUCAUUUCAACAAAUGGUCUAGUCCAUAGUUAUUGACAUUUUGUAUGUCUUAUUCAGUUAAAUUUGGUACAGAUUGUGACAAAUGCAUUUAAAAUCAGACUCUAUUCUAAUUUAUGUAACUUUUAAAUCAAUAAAUUAUUUUUAAAUUUUA
Tetranychus urticae (two-spotted spider mite) is the source of this 1816-nucleotide messenger RNA. Its product is annotated as sialin. Gene Ontology annotation, cellular component: membrane. The record is from RefSeq and is a predicted model, not a curated record. Gene Ontology annotation, molecular function: transmembrane transporter activity. Lineage: Eukaryota; Metazoa; Arthropoda; Arachnida; Trombidiformes; Tetranychidae. Gene Ontology annotation, biological process: monoatomic anion transport; transmembrane transport.